AUGAAGAAUCACACGCUGCUGAAAGAGUUCGUUCUACUGGGAAUACCUCAGACAGAGGGACUGGAGACCAUGCUCUUUGUCAUCUUCUCAUUCAUCUACCUCUUCACCCUGCUUGGAAAUUUGCUUAUCCUUAUAGCAAUAAUUUCUUCCUCUACCCUUCACACCCCUAUGUAUUUCUUCUUGGGAUCCCUGUCUAUUUUUGACAUGUUGUUUCCAUCUGUAAACUGUCCCAAGAUGCUGUCCUAUCUCUCCGGCCAGAGUCGAGUCAUCUCUUAUAAGGGAUGUGCUGCACAGCUCUUCUUCUACCAUUUCCUGGGUUCUACUGAAGGCUGCCUCUAUUCUGUGAUGGCUUAUGACCGCUUUGUUGCCAUCUGUCACCCACUGAGGUAUAUGCUCAUCAUGAAACCUGGGAUCUGUGUCAGUUUGGUCAUGGGAGCCUGGCUGGUGGGUUGUCUUCAGGCUACCAUCCUGACCUCCUUUACCUUUCAGUUAACCUACUGUGGACCCAAUCAGGUGGACUACUUCUUCUGUGACAUUCCUGCUGUUUUACCCCUGGCUUGUACUGAAAGUGCUCUGGCCCAGAGAGUGGGUUCCAUUAAUGUUGGCCUUCUGGCUCUAAUGCUUUUGUUCAGUGUCUGUGUCUCCUACACUCGCAUUGGGAUUGCCAUUUUGAGAAUCCAUUCAGCAGAGGGCAGGCAGAAAGCUUUCUCCAUCUGCAGUGCCCACCUCACUGCAAUCCUCUGUGCCUAUGGACCUGUAAUCCUCAUCUAUGUGCAGCCUGCACCCAACCCCUUGCUUGGUGCCAUGGUGCAGAUAUUAAAUAAUAUUGUCUCACCCAUGCUGAAUGCGUUAAUCUAUUCCUUAAGGAACAAGGAAGUGAAAAGAUCUCUGAGAAGGGUGUUCCUAAAUGUGUUUACUGUUCAGGAAUAA
This is a messenger RNA of Galeopterus variegatus (Sunda flying lemur), 930 nucleotides long. RefSeq names its product olfactory receptor 148-like. Gene Ontology annotation, cellular component: membrane. NCBI's taxonomy places the organism in Eukaryota, Metazoa, Chordata, Mammalia, Dermoptera, Cynocephalidae. Gene Ontology annotation, biological process: G protein-coupled receptor signaling pathway. Gene Ontology annotation, molecular function: olfactory receptor activity; G protein-coupled receptor activity. The record is from RefSeq and is a predicted model, not a curated record. The coding region runs from base 1 to 930 and encodes 309 amino acids. The transcript has 2 exons.